AGGUCCACGUGGUCAUGGAUCACAGUGGUGGCAACAGUCGUGCCUCGUCGUUCAAGUGUGCAAGAACGCCGGUCUUCAUCAUCUCCGCUGGCCGUUGUCGGGAGAGGAGAGCAGUCGCGAAAAAACGCGAAAUAAGAAGAAGUAAAGGGGAAGGAGAAGGAAGAAGAAGAAGCGGACAAGCAGAAGAAGAAGAGGGCAAGCCGGGACAAGCUCGCUUUCGUUUGCUGAUUUCGCGCGCUGACCGCAAUCGGCGAUUCCCCGCUCACAUAGAGCACACGUCUCGAGCGUGUGCUGACCGCGAAUUCGUUCUUCGGUGCACUAUCUUCGAGGUGCGCGAUGUGCGGGAGAGUCUGCGAGGACCACGGAAUCGAUCGCUGAUCUUUGUGCGACUCGUACUGUUGCGUCUCUACCGCGGCGUCGCGAUUUCCGCGCGUUUCGACAAAGCCGACGCGCUUGGUUCGACUUCGCAUAUAAACUUUAUCUGCGGCCACGAGAAAGGUCGGAGUGUAUCAGUCGUGACAAGUUUCGUCGUGCAGUUCACGACUGUCCUCGCGAAGAUGUGGGUCGAUCAGCUUGGACUUCUUCUUUGGAAGAAUUACAUCGUGCGGAAACGACAGCCGGGAAUUCUGGCGUUGGUCUUUCUCUGGCCAGUAGCUGUCUUCAUGCUUCUCUACACGCUGCGCGAUAACGUCGAGCCAGAAUAUUAUCCAACGUGUCAAUUUCCCGCAAGGUCAAUGCCGCAAGAUGGACUUCUGCCUUUCGUACAGACUUACAUAUGCAGCGUCGGUAAUCCUUGCGAUCCGCUGUCGGAGUACGAGGAAAUGCCUUCGUACAAGAAUGCCACUUUAGGCUCUUUAGUGGUGGAACUGCAGCCGAUGCUUAAUAACAUGACAAUUAUCUCCGCCGUGGAGACGUUGCCACAGAGUAUUCAGCUGUUAAAGUCGAUGGCGCAGAUUCUCACCAAGCCAGAAAUCAAGGCGUUUUUCGACCGUGGGAUCUUUUUGGGCGACCUGUUCAAUAAUCAUGAGCAAAUUAAGGAUCUGUUGAAAUCACAAUUGCCAGGAGCGAGGGAAGGAUUGGUUGAUGGUUUGUUCGAGUCAUCCGUCAAAUUAAUAUAUGUCAGUAUUAUCUUAGCCAUUACGCGUUAUUUUUGCGAUAUUGCGAUAAAGAGAGGAUGGCUCGCUCAUCGAUUUCUGUUACAGUUGAUUCAAACUUUCGGCUCGUCUAACAUCGAAGGCGUCGUCUGCUCAGCGGAGAGCUUGAAGAAAUAUUUGAUUGUGCCUAAAGAAGAGGAUUAUGAGGAAAUCUCGAAUCUCCUGUGCAACAUCGACUCGAAGGCGAUCCCUGAUAUUCUGGAGAACCUCACGAAACAUCUGGAUUUCUCCGGUCUAUUGGAGAUGGUGGACCGCGCAAUGGCGAAAUUUCGCCAUUAUAGCUUCUUUCAGGAUCUGAAGCGGACGACGGAAGUCAUUCUGGAUCUGAAAACGACCAAGAAAUACGCACCCAAGUACCUGAAGCUGCACGAGUGGCUACCGAAGAUAAUUUUGGCAUUCGAAAACGUAACCUUUAAGGAAAUCGACCUCGGCUUCAUUAACAAAGCCAUAGUUAUUUUGGAUCCCGUGUUCAUGCAAGAACGAGAAUGGCCUAUCGCCCGGGGUGGACUUUUAAAAUUAAACAGACUCCUGAAAAUAGUGAAAGAGGUUCUGAAGUACGGAAAAUCCAAUUCUACGGAUGAUUUCUUCAGCGUGAUGGAUCAGAUAGCAGGAACGAUAUCGUCUUUCUCCUCGAACUCGGAUAAGUACGAGAACAUCACCAAGAUAUUAGAUCUGUCUUUCCUGAUCUUGCAAGAUGGUGUCAAGCUCACUGAUAAACUGUUGGAUCGUUACGUCGAUAAAUUUGAGUUGGCCGCCGGAGUCUUCGAUAAACUCAGAAGCUUCUUCCACGAGAACAUAAUGAAUUCGUUGACAUACAUUGUAUCUCUGAUGGACAACAUCGUGCAAAUCACUCAUCACGUUGCAGUUCUCCACGAAGAUACAUUGAGGAGACUGUACGUAGUUUCUAGGAAUCAUCAGGAUCUGGUGCAAAAGAUAUUGACGAACUUAGAUUCUAACGUGUACAGAACGAUCAUUCGAUCCUUCUCCCGACUGGAUUUCUUAGAGCGACUGACGGAUGAUCUGAGAAAAGCGAAACCCGAUGAAGUAUUCUGUCAGAAGAACGUAACGAACGAGAUAUUCGACAAUUUCAUCGAGUUCAAAGACAGAUCCGACAAAAUCGUAGAGUUACUCUGCAGCGAUUCUGGAAAAGAAUAUAUCACUGACGUUUACAAUAGCUUUGAGUUCGACAAGUUCCAGACAAUCCUGGCCAAAACUCUAUCGACUUUGGUCCUCAUGGCGUUCAAGCAAUUAGUCAGGAUCGAGAAUGCGAACUUAACGUCCGUCGUGGGGCAUAUCAAAGAGUUCCAAACAUAUCUGGACGUGAGGAAAGUUCAAUACUUGGACUGGAGCGUUUUCCAAGUCAGCGACGACUGGGAAAAAACUUUCGAGGAGACGCGUAGUCAAGGCAGGAUGGAUAUUCUGGCGAUUCAUUUGAGCAUAGCGCAGAUGGUAGGCGUUCGCAGUAUAUCUUACGCGACCAUCAAACCAGACUUGGAUAACAUCGACAUAUUGGCCGAAGAGAUUCUGCGCAACCUACAAGCUAACCCCACUAACUGGAUCGCGGAAGUAAACCAACACAAAACCGAGCUGAUCGAGUCGUUCUACCUCACUGUGACAGACAGGCAGAAGACGCUGCAGAUCCUGACAUAUUCAAAUUUCACGAGGACCUACUGCACGGACCAGAAUCCGCCGGCUUUGUUGAACUUCCCCAGGGAGUCGAACGCCACGCUUCUCAAGAAGCUGGUGUGCUACCUAUCGAAAUCGGUGCAGGAUAGCCUGGAAGUGAACGUGACCAACGUCGAUAUCAAGAUGGUCGCCGCCCACAGGGAGCGGGAAUUUAAUUGGACGGCCUUCAACGAGAAGAUAAUCGAGAUUUACCAGUACAUCGACACGGCGGUGAAUCAAGAAGAUCAACGGUACAACUCCAAGAGGAUGGAGAAAUUGAAGCGGGAUUUCGAGAACUCGUGGACGACGGACGUGACAGUGAGAGACGCGUGGGAGAUCAGCGUAGGUUCAAUCUGCAAGCUCUUUAGCAUAAUGGAGAGUCCGGUGUUCGGGAUACAGACCAAACAACGUUGGAAGGAUGUUUAUGGCGUCGCAUGGGUAGUCUCGUUGAUCUUCGAUAAGAUCGAGAAGUUGGUGGACGAUGUUCAACUGAACCAGAACGUGGCGAACCUCACCAAUGUGCUGCAGGACAUGCCGCAGACCGAGAUGCUCGUCGGCUCGUUCCUGAGAGGUUUACCUCGGGUCAUUCUCGACGUGAUCGAUAUGAUCACGCUGAGGGCGGUGUCUCUUAUAUCGGUUAUCGACGAUUACAAGUUGCGUGAGCGGCUUUGGCCUUGUGUUCUGAACGAAAGCAUUGGCGUCGCGAUGCAGCUGAGAAACGAGAGUCGCGAUGUCGUGCAAGAGAUCGAGCGGAUCGCCUGCAGCCCGGGUAACUUUAUCAAAGAGUGGACGGAGCAACCGAUAAUCGCGAAGGUCCGAAAACUGCUCGAUCAUAAAGAAAAUGUGGAAGUCUCGCCGUUCAAUUGGACGACGGGCUAUAGGAAAUUUCGGCAAGUGGUGAAAAAGCUCGACGACCUGAUAAACGACGCUAAGGAAGUCGUCUUGGCGGAAGAACCGAACAUGAAGAAGUAUAUCAAGAUAGUCGUGAGCGAAGCGGACAAAAUUGUGGACGAGAGACUGCCAGAGAUGAAGACCGAUUGGAAGAACACUCUGGAUCACAUCGAUCUGGAGAUUGACAAGACGGUCAAAGCUUUCGGCAGCGAGCUAUCCGCGAGUAACAUUUGGAAGCCGGAAGUCGACGAUACCGAUCGUAUUCUCAUUCUUCUGAAAUAUGUCUCCAACUUCAUUCACAAAGGCGUCCGAAUCGUGACCAACGUAUUGAAUAAAGGCACAGGAAAAAUCAAUUUAUUAUCCCUAUUGGGAUUCGACAACACGACUCCUGUUGCCAUCUUCCACGAUAAGCUACCUUAUAUCCUGUCGACGCUGUUGAACGGAAUAUCCGAUCCGAAAAUCGAAAGAAAAUUCAUCAGCUCGCUAGAAAACCACACCAGGAUCACGUGCUCGAUGAUGUUCGAAUGGCUGUCAGACACCAGAGUCGGCUUGAGUGAAGCGGAGUACAAGACCUUGAAGAAUUUUACCUGCGACCUCAAUCCCGAGAACUUCAACGUAUAUAUCGACUUCUAUGCAGACGAAAUAAUGACUUGGAUGAAUCCCGUCAAAACAUAUCGAUCUCACAUAGUCUCAAUGAUCGGUGACCUAUACAAUCUCGCAAAAGUCAUCGGCCUCACUAUGAAGAACAACAUAGUCAUUGAACCGCCUUUCCCGAAGCAGUAUUUGGACGAUAUGUUGCUCAAACUACGAGAUACGCUGGAAGUCCAACAAACGAGAGGCAUUUUAGACAAGGAAUUGAAGCUGGGUCAAGAAUGGUCCGAUUACAAAUUACUGAUUGAGGGUGUGUCGGAGGCUUUGAUGCACAUUAACGACGCUCUGAAGAACGCGAAGAUACGCAAUCACAGAAUCGAAACCUGGGAAUUGAUGGAAAACGGCGACACAAGACAAAUGCUGAAAAUUCUGGAGGCUCAUCCCGAAGAAACCAUCGCGUUAGUCGCCAUUCUCAACACGUACAACCGCACCACCGGCAAGUUACGGCCAUUCAAGGAUAUCAGGAGGGACAUGUGCAUUAAUCAUUUCGGCUCUGAUUACUGGAACGAGCAACAUAGGUUGCAUUUUCUACAUGAAGUGUGCUCCUUCGAUCCUUAUCAACUACUGAAGUCUAUUACGAGCGAUGAAUAUCACGAUGUUAUCACUGGACGAACGACUGUCCUUCAGAGACUGACGCCACUGACCAUGUCAUUAUCAAAAUUACUGGACACCGUGUGGAAUAUCACGAGAACGUCGCCGGAACUGAGUCUCAAGUCAAAUAUUUUAAACGUAACGACGUGGCAGAAUCUGUCCAACGACACGUGGGACUUGAUCCUGAAGUCUGAGAAAUCUUGGAUCGACGUUUACUUCUUUUUCCACAAGUACUAUAUGAUAUCGCACGUCUUCUCUAAAGUGGAUGUCGGCAGACUGUUCCAGAAUCUGGAAUCUGUGAUUGAGCUCGUAUCAGGCGGAGAUAUUUGGCAGAAGCUUCGCAUCAUGUACGAGAGCUCGAAAAUUAAGCCGCUGCUGAACCUCAUAGAGGAUAUGCCUAAUCUCUUAAUCACUGCCGCUGAGACUUUUGUCUCGUCUGAGCGACUGGAUGACUUCUUGCAGAAGCUCUUACUCGGUCAGCUGCAUCCUUGUGACAUCGAUCGAUACCUGAUUCCACCGAACUACAUAAGGAGGAAAGAUCUAUUGUCCAGUAUCACGAAUUUCUGCCAGAAGAUCGUUCUGAGCGACAAGGAUUUGACAUGGAUGAAUAUUCUGCCGUUCUUUGAGAAGUAUCACUAUGAGAAUUCGACGCUUAAUAUGUCCAACUGGGAAAUUUUUAAACGGGCAUACGAAAUGCAGUGGUUGUACGGAUUCCAGACAACUUUGAUCCGCGCUUUGUCGGAAGGCUACAAGCAACCGAAGAUCCCUACGUGGUGGACGUCUUUCGAGGAGGGCACUUAUAAGGAUUUUGUCGCACAAUAUAAAAGGAAGGACAUAAAAGUUCUGGCAGAUUCGAUGGUGAAAAAAACCGUGUUGCUCCUGAAGAAUAUUUUAAAGACUUAUUUCAAUACCAAAGAUUGCACAUGGUGCGUCACGCUUCCGAUGGAGAUUUUAAAUUCACAGUUAUCGCAAUAUAACCUUUACCCGGAUUUCCUCUGUCAACUGAAUCGAUUGAACAUAUCACAGAUAGAUAACAGCCUGACGAACAACAUUAAUUGGAAUAAAACUACCCAAAUGGUCAAGGACUACAAACAUUUGAAAAAGAAUAAGACGCUAGAUGAGUUCUUAGAUACGCUUGAGACUACUUUGCACUAUGUAGCUAACAUUAUAAUUAAUUUCCAAAAUGAGACGUAUCACGAGACGGUGACCGGCUGUUUCAACAAAUUCAUCGGCAAGCCUAUGUUUUCCCGACCAGGCUUAUAUGUUAUGUUAAUGUUGAGCUUACUGGAUAUGUUGGAAAAUAACGUUUUUCUCUUGGAUUCGUUGGCGUAUCACGAAGAUAUUAACGAAUUGACGAGACUGGCCGAGGAGCACGUGUCGAUUUGGAUGCCGUUGCGCGACGUGGUGAAGCGGUCCGAUCUCGCUGACGUUGACGCUUUAUUACCGAACGCCACUAUCAACGUGAACGCGGUUCUGAGCAAAUUGAACACGACUCUGUGUCGCACGAAGAGCGAUUGCCGGAACGCGACUAUCCUGUACAAUUUUCUCAUCUCAAAAAAAGCGGGCAAGGUCUUACGUUAUGACCCGAAAGCGGCCAAAUAUCCGUCGGUGGCCGAUAUUUCGAACCGGUUGGCUCUCAGUCUGGAUGUGGAUCUCAUAAAUCGGCAGCGGCCGUUUUGGCGCUCACAGGCCUCCUGGGAUCUCACCUGGCUGAAGGAAAUCCUGCAUCAUCUGUCCACGAUCCUCGGAGAAAGCGGGAAUCUGCUGGACGUUGCUAGUAAAAUAGAUUUCGAAGACGUUUCCAACGUUCUUGGAGUUCCCGACCUCGCUGAUGGCAUAAUCAGCAUAUUGAACGACAAGACAGUCGAUAAGCUGUUUGACGGGAUGAAUGAUCUCCUGGAGGACGUGGAGCCGCUUGUGCAGGAUCAAGAAGUAAUCGAUGAUCUGCGCAGAAUGGUCGUGGCACUGGAAUCGAUGGAGAUUUUCAAGAACUUAGGACUGCUGGAUAUGAAAUACGUUGUCAGGAAGAUGUUCGACAAUUGGGACAUGGUGAGAUCGUUCCUGCGCGAUAGGAUUAACGUCAACAACGAGAUUCUCCUCACGUUAGCUGAAGCCAAGAUAGAUAUGAUCUCGGUCUUCAUGAGGGAACGCGGCGUCAUCAGCCUGAAAGACACUAUCUGUUCACCCGAGAAACUUGGCGAUAUGUUAUAUUUCAAUAAUAGCCUCGUAACUGUCGAUGAAGUUAGCUCCGCACUUUGCCAAUUGAACGACUCGCAGACGCAGAAUAUCACCAUCACAUUGCUCAAAAAUUUAAACUUCGAUUACAUCUUUAAAAAUUUGAUGAAUGCUAACGUGAAGAACAUCUUGACCAAUGCGAAUUUAACCGAGGCCGAAGGAAAAGUUGUACUGGACAAUCUCGGCGUUGCCUCGGAAUUAUUUCCGUUUUUCAAAGAUAAAUUGACGGCGAGCUUACCGUCGGCAAAGCAGAUGGAUGAGAGCAACGACGAAGAAACGGGGGAAACGAUGUCCAAUUCACAAUUUCUGAAUGACGCCAGCGCACUGCUCUGCGGUAAAAAACUAAUGUCAAAGAAUGGGCAAAUUUACAAAAUUAUAUCCAGUCUGGAGGAUAGCAAUAAGGCGUACGAUCAGAAGGAACUCAAUUCCCUGCCAAACGAUUUCUGCAGACAGACGUACAAAGAUGUGCUCACUAUACCCGCCGGCAAAAUCAUCUGGUCGUACGUUAAGCCUCUGUUACGCGGCCAAAUUCUUUACGCGCCUAAUACUACCGUGAUCAACGAGGUAAUGACGCUGGCGAACGAAACCUUUGUACAGAUGGAGCACUUCAGGGUGCUGAUCAAUAGUUUCGAGAAGACCCUUAAAUCUCUGGCCAAUCUGUCAGAGAUGGGCGACAGUUUAAAAGAGUUGCAAAGUAUCUUGGCCUCCGACGUGAUGAAAGUCGCGGUCAAGUCCAUGGGAAGCGGCAAUUUCGAAGGCGACUUUUCGGACCUGAAUCUCAGCGAGAUCGCGUGGCGACUGAAGAAAUCGGAGAAGAUGAUCUCGAUGGUGGGCAUGCUGAACGAUAUGAUGGGUUGCGUGUUGGUGAACAGGACGAUAGGAUUCUCCACGGAAGAGGAACUGGAAGCAGCGGCCAGCCGCUUGACCAACACCAACGAGUUCUUGGCUGCAGUGAUCUUCCUGGAUGAUUCCUCGCCGCGCUCGAAGAGAUCCCUGGAUCUCGAGUUGCCCGAUAAUAUCACCUAUAAGAUUCGUAUGGACGUGGACUACGUGCCGUCUACUACGCGACUGAAGAAUCAAUUUUGGAUUCCCGGCCCAGAGAGCAGUUUCCUUGAACACCUCAGGUACCUCCGUGGUUUCAUACAGCUUCAAGAUUCCGUCGAUCGCGCGAUCAUCAAGGUCAAGACCCGGAGGGAUCUCAGUUGGAGGACGCUCACGCAACAGAUGCCGUAUCCUUGCUGGAAAUUCGCACCCUUCCAAUCGACGCUGUACGAGUCUCAAGGGUUGCAGGUGUGCUUCUUCUUCGCGUUAAUGAUAUGCGUUGGAGCGGCCGUCCGACAUAUUGUUUGGGAGAGGGAGUCGCAAAAUGCGAUGGUGAUGAGCGUGAUGGGAUUGAAGCCAUGGCGGAACACUUUGGCUUGGUUCAUCACGUCUUUCAUUGAGCUGACGAUCGUGAUGUUGUCGAUCGCCACGAUUUUGCUGGCCGGCAAGAUCCUACCACGAGCGAAUCCUCUACUGAUACUCGUCCUACUUUUCGAUUAUAUCUUCUCGAUAGUGACCUUUUGCUACAUGAUCUCGACGAUGUUCAGCUCCGCCAGCCUCGCCGCGGUUACCACGGUCGUCAUGUUCCUGUUAACUUACAUGCCGUACGUCAUUGUUAUCGCCAUGGAGGCCGUAUUUGGACUCGGAUAUAAACUUUUAAUCUGUUUAAGCAUGUCCACCAGCUUCUGCUACGGAUGUUUGUACGCUGUGCGAAAAGAAGUUCAAGGUACCGGUAUAUCUUGGGGAAACAUCUGGGAAGAGUCGAGUCCUGGCGAUCCGAUGUCUUUGGGAUUGGUGCUGCUGACCCUCGCGUUCGACGGAUGCCUAUACGCUGUGAUCGGCUAUCUCAUCAGUAGAUACACUAAUUCAGGCAGGUGCUUUCACGGUUUGAGGUCCCGUAGCUUGUGGUGGGCCAACACACGUUCUCUCUAUGGCAGGCCGAGCUACCUCGCCUUCGUCAACAACCUCUAUUUCACUAACGACGUUCUCCAUCCUUCAGCCGCUUAUUCAGAGGACGAGAGCGAUAUCAGCAGUUUGACGGUCACCGAGAAGCAGAUCGGCGUGAAAUUCGACGGCGUCAAGAAAGUUUACCACACCGAGCAGGGUGACGUGAUCGCGGUGGACGACUUCACUCUGAAGCUUUGCGAGGGCGAAGUGACAAGUCUGCUCGGCAGAAAUGGCGCGGGAAAGACCACGAUUAUCAAAAUGCUCACAGGGAUGGUAUCGCCGACCGACGGUGAAAUUUGCCUAAACGGCGAAGAGGGUUGUAAGCCCGACAUAGGAGUGUGUCCUCAAGACAACGUACUCAUCGGCACUCUGACGCCGAAAGAGCAUAUGAUCUUCUACUGGAAGCUUAAGAGGCCUGCCGAUAACAUCGACAUGCAGAGGAACGUUGACGAGAUGCUAGCGUCCUUGGAGCUCGGGCGUCAAGAGCUCGAGCCUGUGGCACGCUUGUCUGGCGGUACACGGCGUCGGCUCUGUGUCGCUUUGGCUUUCCUCGGUUCACCACGAUUGGUCAUCUUAGACGAGCCUGGCGCCGGUGUGGAUCCUGCGGCUAGACGGAGGAUCUGGCGGUUGAUCGACCAACACAGGAUUGGCAGGACCGUGAUCCUGUCGACUCACCACUUGGACGAGGCCGACAUGCUUAGCGACACGGUGGUGGUGAUGCACAAAGGCAAGAUCUUGUGCACCGGCUCGCCAUUGUCCUUGAAGAUGAUGCACGGCCGAGGGUACAGAAUGAACGUUUCAUUCUCGCCCGAUCAGCGCCUAGACAUGAACGACAAGAAGCAUCUGAAGGACCUCCGCACAAUCGUGGAGGAAAUCGUGCCGAACGCCACGAUAAACGAGGUCUCCGAGUCAGAAUUGAUCGUCACGUUGCCUUUCCAGGGGAAAAACGGCAUGAAUAAUGACAUCGCGCAGACGGCGAAGGCUCUGGAGGACAAUCGUAAGCUGCUGGGAUUCUCGCACUUCUCAUUGGAAUGCGACACUCUGGAAAGGGUCUUCCUGGAUCUGUGCGCGCGAGCAGACAGCGGAUCGAGCGCUAUCAGGGCGAGUCAAGAUAGCGUCGCUACCAUAGAGAGUCACGCCGAAAUUUCCGCGCCGGACGACGACGUCGAUCUGAUCACGUCGGAGAUGUUGUCGAAGCCCUCGCCGUUCCGGCAAAUGAGAGCUAUCAUAAAGAAGAGACUGUGGCAUUUCGCGAGGGACUGGAGAGCGCCGUUGGCCGCGCUUGUUUUGCCGACCAUGUUCGUCGCAGUCGCCAUGGGAUUCUCGUUGAUACGACCGCCGUCCGAGGACGAGCCACCUCUGGCUCUGACUCCCAAACUCUACAAUAUUCACCCGACCUACUUUUACAGUAUCGACGGAAGUAACGAUCCGUUCCUGCAACACGUGUCUCUACAGCUGCACGACCGUUUCGGGGACGAUUAUGCUGGCGCGUGGCAAACUUUACCUAACGAUACCGGGACCUGCGAGUGUAUAGACGGUCAGCAAAGCUGUCGCGGUGUUUCUAAAGCCGUCGAAGGUCUUCUCCAAACUUUACCCGGUCGACCUACUUUAGACUGGAUCGUCUCGACACAUCAGGAAUAUAUAGAGAAACGAUACGGCGGCUGGUCUCUAUCUCACUACAAGGAAGAUCCUCUCUUCGUCGUUUGGUAUAAUAACAAGGGUCAUCACUCGAUGCCGGCGUAUUUGAACGCCUUGAACGAGGCAAUCUUCCGAGCAUCCGGAGUGCAAGGGCACUUAACCACACUCAAUCAUCCCUUGAAGUUAUCGAGCGAUCAGCUGAAUCGAACAAGUCUAUUACAACACGUGGCGGACGUCGGUGUGGCAUUGGUGCUUCUGAUAGCGUUCAGUCUGGUCGCAGCUCAGGGAACGAAGGAGUUAGUCAGAGAACGAUUAUCGGAGGAAAAGAGGAUUCUCUAUUUGGCCGGAGUUCACCCUAUCACGUACUGGACGACGGUUUUAAUUUGGGAUUUCAUAGUGUUUGGUUGUGCUAUUUGUCUGGCGGUCAUCGUAUUUGAAAUCUUCGGUCUGUCAGCUUACGUCGCGAAGGAUAAUCUUCUCGGUGUUUGUUUGCUAUUAAUUUUAUUCGGAUGGGCGGCGAUACCGUUUUCGCAUGUCGUCGAGAAAGCGUUCGACGACUCGAGCCUGUCCAACAUGGUACUCUUCUGCGUGAACACUUUCAUAGGUGUGGCCUCUUUGGCGACUAUUCUCGUACUCGACAUCGUCGGCAAGACCAAAACCGCUGAAGACGUGAGGAACAUUCUGCAUUACAUUCUGAUGAUCUUCCCGCAAUACGCCUUCGGCGACGCGCUGGUCCAGAUAUCAACAAACGACAUCACCUCCGAACUGUUGCAAAGAUUCCACAUGGAUACGUAUCAGUCACCGCUCGGCUGGGAUCUCCUCGGUAUCCACUACGUCUUCCUGGUCGUGAUCGGCGGAAUCUUGUUCGUGUUGAAUCUGGUGAUUGAAUGUCGAAUUUUCCCGAACGUGAGGAAACAGAAGAUCAGUUACGAGAUCGCUGAGGAAGACGAAGAUGUUGCCAGGGAGAGACUGAGGGUCGAGGCUGGCAUGGUCGACGAUACCCUGAAGACUCUGAAGCUGCGGAAGGAAUACAGGAGCGUCUACGGGACGAACGUCGCGGUACAAAAUUUAAGUUUCGGCGUGCAGGCGGGAAAGUGUUUCGGUCUCCUGGGGGUGAACGGCGCGGGAAAAAGCACGACGUUCAAGAUGCUGACAACGGAGAUCAUUCCUACGGCCGGCGAGAUCGUUCUGCGGGGAAAAGAAAUUGGCACCGGACCCCUGUGCAACGGCGAGGUUGGCUAUUGCCCUCAGAGCGACGCCCUAGACGGAUUCCUCACUCCUCAUCAAUGUUUGACGAUCCACGCCGAAGUUUGCGGUUUCAGUAACGUUCCUAAGGCCGUCGAGUCGGCACUGAAGAGGUUCGAUCUGCUUAAGUAUGCUUAUCGAAGGGUCGAUAGUCUCAGCGGCGGUAACAGAAGGAAAUUGUGCGCCGCUAUCAGUGUCAUGGCACCUGUGGCAGUGGUACUCAUGGAUGAGCCUACGAGCGGAAUGGAUCCCGCCACGAAGAGCCUCGUGGCCCGAGCCGUGAGGCAAGUGACGAGGAAUCAGGGUUGCGUCAUACUGACGUCGCACAGCGUCGCCGAAUGCGAGGACCUGUGCAACCAAGUUGGAAUUCUCGCCCGAGCCGGUCUCAGGUGUAUCGGAACGCCGCAGCAUUUGAAGCACAAAUUCGGGGAGGGAUACGUCGCCUUCCUGCGAUUCAGCCAGCCCGUUUCCGCGGCGGAUCUUAGGAGAGCCAUCCUGAAAUAUCUGCCACAGGCGAUGAUCUCUUCGAGGCAGGCUACGGCUGCUCGACUUUUGCUACCACGGAGCCAGGACAUGGCGCUCAGUGUGAGCUUCAACAUGCUGAAGCUCUUGGCGGAGGAGCUUAAGGCCACCGACUACACACUCACACAGAGCUCGCUAGACCAGGUUCUGGUGAAUUUCUCGGAGGAGCUGGACGACGAGGCCGGCGACGUGGCUGUGUUCGGUCAACCCAGCAGGAACAGCAUGCCCAACAUGUACACCAGCAUGGACACCAUUCACAUGGACACGUUUUGAGUGCGCUGUUCGAUCGAGCCAAGCUCCGGCGGCUCUUCGCUGGAGGACCCGUGGAGCAAUUAGAAUUAGCUUAAAUUUUAUGUCCUCCCGACAAAGCCUCUCUCUUGCUCAUUCGUGCUCUCACGGCACACGCGCGUAGCGAUUUUCGUGGCAAUUGCUGUGAUAGUUUGAACUUCUCGUUCGAUGCCACGACGAAACGUGUAAUAUGAGCUUAAACAGGAGAAACGAGAUAGAGAGGAUGCACUUUGCGGUCCUCGCAGGCUUCGUCGGGGAGAUUUUAGAUGUUCAUUCGCCUGUGGGCGACACGAAUUUAGAUCUGGGCCGAGUUCCUGAGAGGAGCAGAUUUUAGAAAUGCCCAGCGAGGCGCGAAACACAGCUCGACGCGGCUUCGGACCGAAUCUGUAAAUACUCCCGCGGAGACUUUAUUUUAGCGAAGAUUCCAGAGAGUUAUUAGUAUGCGUAGGAGAAUCUCAUUUCGAUUAGUUCGUAAGGUUUUUAGAAUUAUGGAAUUAAGGGAAAUUUACGUACUUUUUUUUUUUUCAAAGCGAUACGAGACAAACGCGGUCCUCACACCUUUAUCUCGAGUGAGCUCGUGAUCGAAACGAAUGCGCGAUAAAUUCCGAGCGAUACGCUCACCACGGGCUUCCGAAGGAGAAGAAUGUCCUGCGAAGAUGAGCAGAGCGGGAAAUCGAAACUCCCGACUCGCCACAGACAACUGCUCUGUCGAUUAACCUUCCGAGGGGCAAUGUAUUUUCACUACCUUCGGAGUGGCAACCAGGAUCAUUUGUGUCUUCCUCAAUUUUUCUCCUUCAGAACUGUUCGGUAAAAUCUCCAAAAAUUACCGAAACUUCUUUUAUCAUUCUACUUGAAGACCAUAUACGCUGUUUUGUCAACGAUAAUUUGCUAAAUACUGGAUUUUCAAUGAUUUUGUUUUGAGAAACGAGCACUUCUCACAAUAGCCUGGACACAAAAAUGACUCUGGUUGUUACUCGGAGAGUUAAAAUCUUGUUCAUCGUUAUUCUUUCAUUCGUCUACUCAAUUUUUUUUUUUAGUCUCUCGCUGCCUAUAUUAAAAACCAGAUAUUUCAUGCGCGUAUCGGUAUAUGAUUACGUAUAGUAUAUCGACGAAUGUUUUAUAAUUAGAUUAAAGUAAUAUUGGAGGAACAACUGUGCGUGUCGAGCGCGUAAAUUUCUCAUUAAGAAAUUGAUGAAAUACAACUUUUUUAAUUUAGCUAGUAGUACAUUGGUUUCCAUUUACUUCAGUACGCUUGCAGAUAAAUCCUUCGCAAGGACAAACAUGAUAAGACUCGAAAUUUUAGAUGUACAUUAUAACGCUACAAAUUCCGUCAAACUUGAAGGACCAAUGGAGAAUUUCGAAAUAUAAUAUUAUUCAGAUUAUUGAUUUUUGACGAUGCAAAUCGUUUGAUACCGUUUUAUUGAGACUUAAAGGACUUAUUUAGGAAUUAUUUAAUAUUCAAUUGUUUCGAUAGGGUCUCUCUUUAUACAUUUAUUUAAUCUUUCGUAAUUUUUAAUUUCAAAAAACAAUAUAUUAUAUACAUGUGAUUAAUUCACACAUAACUGCAGGGAGAGAAAGUACUUUUUAUGAUAAGCAAAUAUAAAAGAGUUUAAUAAAGAUUAAUAAAUAAAUUAGUAACUUGAAUAACAUUAUUUUUUAUAAAUUUCAAUAAAAUUUGGAGGCUCAAAAUAAAUGAAAAAGAAGGAAUAAGCCGCUGCAUCCUGUUUCCUGAAGUGAAAUCUUGAUUGUCAUCAUCACCAAGCGCUCAAUGAUAUCAUAUAAAAACAUAACUCAAUCGGAAACACUGUGUUAGUUAUUAAUCGUGUACAACUGUCCUGAUAAUUUCAUAACUUAUCACCUUAGCCACCUCAUAUGUUCGGAAUGCUUUGAGGUAAUCAUCGUAAUAGCGCUGUCGUGGCCGCCGAUUAUGCCUUGUCAUCGAUUGGCGGUUGGUGACUUUGCCCUUUCAAAGGUGACCAUUGUUUUUAUACUGUCAAGCGUCACGUACCAUUUCAUAACCGAUUUAUUACGCUUGAGUCAAUAAGCGACACACGUAUCGCGACGCAUAGCAUGUGUAUCGAUGAGUUAUUCACGAUUGGAUGAUAAAAAUAUCUCGUCGGCUAUUUUGAAAUAUUUAACCGGGCUUUCGCCGCAUCGCGUUAGUUGACACACGUUCCUCCGAUCUAAUCGUAUUUAAGCGAGUGUCAGUGCUAAUGUAACCACAAAUGAGUGUUUGAAAUUAUGGAGCAUUUAAGAGCAAGAUAUUAAAAAGAACACCGAAGACGUAGAACAUCAGGAUAGUAAUAUAUUUACAGGUGUGUCGAAUUAUUAUUAAAUAAAACGUUUCCGAUUUUAA
This is a messenger RNA of Dinoponera quadriceps, 15225 nucleotides long. RefSeq names its product ATP-binding cassette sub-family A member 13 (gene ldd). The transcript has 49 exons. The record is from RefSeq and is a predicted model, not a curated record. Gene Ontology annotation, molecular function: ATP hydrolysis activity; ATP binding; lipid carrier activity. Gene Ontology annotation, biological process: transmembrane transport; lipid transport. Gene Ontology annotation, cellular component: membrane; intracellular membrane-bounded organelle. The coding region runs from base 15 to 12854 and encodes 4279 amino acids. NCBI's taxonomy places the organism in Eukaryota, Metazoa, Arthropoda, Insecta, Hymenoptera, Formicidae.